ACAGCACACUGGUCUCAAGAAGACUACUAAACAAAUUGGAUAUAACUAUCGCGUCGUCAGUCGCAUUUUAUACACCCGUUCUGUACAAUUUGGAUAACGAAAUUCAGAACUGAACCAUGCCUGUGUCCAGAAUGCGUAUGCGACCCUGGCUGGAGAACAGGAUUGACUCUAAUGCGAUCUCUGGCCUGACGUGGGUGGACAAGGAACAGAAGAUGUUCUCAAUUCCUUGGAAGCAUGCCGCCCGUCACGGCUGGGAGAUGAGCAAAGACGCCUCUCUUUUCAUGGAGUGGGCCAUUCACACAGGUAAAUAUAAACCAGGAGUCACCAAACCUGACCCUAAAACCUGGAAGGCCAAUUUCCGCUGCGCCAUGAACUCACUGCCAGACAUCGUUGAAGUUAAGGACAAGAGCGUAAACAAAGGAUGUGGAGCCGUGCGAGUCUACCAAAUGCUCCCCAACUCUCCUCACCCAGCGAAGAAAGACAAGCGAUGCAAGACCAAAGACAGCAAGAAAAGGCUAAAGGCAGCAGCAGUGAAGAUGGAGGACAUGGAUGUAGAGGAAAUGCCGUCUCAGGACUCAAGCCUGCGAGUGGUGAGCAGUCCACAGGAGAACACAGUGGACAGCACUGAAAAAAUAGAAACAUUUGAAGUAUCUAACUGGUUUCCCGGCGGAGAAGUUCCCGAAGUAGACAGUACAAACGACCUCUAUCCCUCCUUCCAAGUCUCGCCACUACACGAAUCAGAUUUUGGAGAAGCAGCUAUCAUUGAGCUCUCAAAGCAAUUGGAGCGCGAGCCGUCACAGUGGCAUCCAAGCAGUAUCAAUGGAAGGGGUUUCCUGAGGAAUGAAACGGGCACAAGCACAGACUGUUAUCAGAGCCCAGCCAGCCAGUGGAGCGACUACUCAGGGGACGAACUUGAGUUUACCGCAGAAUACAGCAGUCUAGUUUCUUGCCUGGAGACAGAGCCUGCAGUCUACACAGAUCUUUGGAGCAGCUUUGCCAACACAAACCUCCAACAGAUCCCCUGUCCUCUCUGAAGCCAUGUGAAUCACACACACACACAGACAUUUCUUACCUCAGCCACCUGAAAUCCCACAAGACCUUCUCAUCAUCCAACCCAGACUCAACCUCCAACAAACCUGUCCUAUCAUCCAACCCAGACUCGACCUCCAACAAACCUGGCUUGUUCAUCUCAGAGCUGUCUAGACUAAUGAGAAAACACCUUCCAUUAGACACAGUGAAAAAUCUGCCCUUUAUUUCUGACAGACAUUGACUUUGUGCUGUGUUCACCUAGCCAUCAGUUCUGUGCUCUGUAGACUACUGCUGAAAUAUAU
This is a messenger RNA of Chanos chanos (milkfish), 1331 nucleotides long. It is a transcript of the gene irf1b, whose product is annotated as interferon regulatory factor 1b. Gene Ontology annotation, biological process: regulation of transcription by RNA polymerase II; immune system process. Gene Ontology annotation, cellular component: nucleus. The transcript is spliced from 9 exons. Bases 117 to 1034 code for a protein of 305 amino acids. Gene Ontology annotation, molecular function: DNA-binding transcription factor activity, RNA polymerase II-specific; RNA polymerase II cis-regulatory region sequence-specific DNA binding. The record is from RefSeq and is a predicted model, not a curated record. Lineage: Eukaryota; Metazoa; Chordata; Actinopteri; Gonorynchiformes; Chanidae.